AUGAGUGACGCUGCUGCGACUGAGGCCGAGAAAAACAUCGAGAUAUGGAAGGUUAAGAAGCUGAUCAAACGCCUCGAGGCGGCGCGUGGAAAUGGAACCAGCAUGAUUUCGCUAAUUAUUCCACCCAAGGAUCAGAUUUCACGAAUCUCCAAGAUGUUGGCUGAAGAAUAUGGUACUGCCUCCAAUAUCAAAUCCCGUGUCAACCGACAGUCCGUCUUGUCCGCCAUCACUUCGACUCAGCAGCGACUCAAGCUGUACAACAAGGUGCCUCCUAAUGGCCUUGUUGUCUACUGUGGUGAAAUUUUGACCUCGGAAGGUAAAGAGCGUAAAGUCAACAUUGACUUCGAGCCUUUCAAGCCGAUCAACACCUCCUUGUACCUCUGCGACAACAAAUUUCAUACCGAGGCGCUAGCUGAACUGCUUGAAUCUGAUCAGAAAUUUGGCUUCAUCGUCAUGGAUGGUAACGGCGCUCUGUUCGGUACGCUGAGUGGCAACACUCGCGACGUCGUCCACAAAUUCUCUGUGGAUCUCCCGAAAAAGCACGGCCGUGGUGGACAGUCUGCUCUUCGUUUCGCUCGUCUGCGAGAGGAGAAGCGACACAACUAUGUCCGCAAAGUGGCUGAGCUAGCAGUUCAGAACUUUAUCACUGCUGAUAAACCCAAUGUGGCUGGUCUAAUUCUAGCGGGAUCUGCUGACUUCAAGAACGACCUAAACGGCUCAGACAUGUUCGACAACCGAUUACAGUCCAAGGUUAUUAAGGUUGUAGACGUAUCUUACGGUGGGGAAAACGGCUUCAACCAGGCUAUAGAACUGUCCUCUGAGACCCUUGGCAAUGUCAAGUUUAUCCAGGAGAAGAAGCUCAUCGGCAAAUACUUCGAAGAAAUCAGCCAAGACACGGGCAAAGUUUGCUAUGGUAUCGAGGACACGCUCAAGGCUCUCGAAUUAGGUGCUGUUGAAACACUCAUUGUGUUCGAAAACCUCGAAUUCACACGAUGGGUGCUGAAGGACAGCGGUGGUUCCGAAAUUGUCCUUCACCUCACGAAACAGCAGGAAUCUGGUGACCGCUCUGUGUUCAUGGACAAGGAGACCAGCCAAGAAAUGGAUGUUGUCUCGCAAGAGUCCUUCCUAGAGUGGAUUGCUGAACGCUACAAGGAUUUCGGUACGAAUCUUGAAUUCGUGUCAGACAGGUCAACCGAAGGCAACCAGUUCGUGAAAGGAUUCGGCGGUAUUGGCGGGAUCCUCCGCUACAAAGUAAACUUCGAGCAGUUAGCCGAAUUUGACGAGUCCCUUGUCGGUGACGAGGGACGUUCUCAAGCAGUCAUAUUUAAGCAGACACCUGCAGAGGAGGCGAAGCGUCCGUUGCAGCUAGAACCCGUCGAACAAGACGCAAUCCCGGCGCCAAAAGCAGCGAGCGCAUCAUAUGCCCGCCGACGACUUCAGAAGACGGGACCAGCGAACUCAGAGCACACCGCUCGGCAAGUGGCGACGCCCAAUGCUACCAAUGCGUUCAAGGACUAUUCAGAUGACGGUGCCGAACUAAACUAA
Molecule: messenger RNA, 1545 nt
Organism: Xylaria bambusicola
Lineage: Eukaryota; Fungi; Ascomycota; Sordariomycetes; Xylariales; Xylariaceae
Exons: 6
Coding region: 1-1545 (514 amino acids)
Biological process (GO): cytoplasmic translational termination
Cellular component (GO): translation release factor complex; cytosol
Molecular function (GO): translation release factor activity, codon specific; sequence-specific mRNA binding
Source: RefSeq, a predicted model, not a curated record